GAGCUGUGCAGCACACGCUUUACUAGAACUAGACUAUUGGUGAAAACUCGCGGGAAGAACGCCUUCACAGAGCUCCUUCAAGACUUACUGCCUAUCUGAUUUGCUCCAUGCCAAUCACAUAAUUGGAAGACAUGAGCCAACCCCAGGACUGCUGGGCGGUGCUGGGCACCGCGCCCGGCAGGCCCGGCCCCAGGCCUCACCAGGGCUUGCCGUCUUAGGGCCCCGCCCCUCGCAGCGCUAUGUCGCGCAUCGGCCAGGGGCGCGGCCGAGACCGCGGAGCCGGCGAUGACGGACGCAGCAGGCGUGGGAGUGGCGGCUGGCAGGAAUCCAUUGCGCCGCCGCUUGCCCCCGAGGCCGCAGCCCCCAGCCCGCGUGCGCCUCGCAGCGGUGGCAAGCGAGGCCAGGGCCCGCCUCCUCCUGCUGCUGCUGUGAAUCCCGAAAACAAAGAAGAGGGCGGCAGCAGUCACCGCGAAAAACGCUACAGGCGCAGCCCUUCUCUGGAGCCGCUGCAGCCGCCGGGCUCACACCCGCACCCGCAUCCGCAGCUGCAUCCGCACGCGCAGUCUCUGCCGUUAGCCUCAAAGGAAGAGCAGCCGCCGCAAUGGACGCGAAAGCGACAGCGGCUCACAGAGUCGUCACCGCCACCGAUGGAGGACGCUUCGGGGCCAAGUCCGCGACGGGGCCGAGGGCGGGGAAGCCCCAGCCGUGGUCGUGGCCGUGGCCGUGACCGUGACCGUAGCCGCGGCGGCGGCGGCGGCGGCGGCGGCGGCGAACCAGAGCUGUACGGUGACGAGGACGGCGGCGUUCGGGGCAGCGGCAGCCCAAGACGGGGCAGCAGACCCCGUCGCGGCCGCGGCCGCAGCGACGGCCGUGGCGGCGGCGGCCGCGGCGGUGGUGGCGGCGGCAAUGGCGGCGGCUACGAAACAGACUAUGGCGGCGGCGACGCUGCGCGCAGCCGGGGUCGCGGCCGCGGCGGGGGCAGUCCAGGCCGGGGCCAAGGGAGGGGCCGGGGGAGGGGCCGCGAGCAGCAACAGUACCGCCAAUUUAUGGGGAACCUGGGCCGCAUCUUCCUGACUCAGGCCGAGGUGCGGAGCUACUACGGAGCUGCCGUGAGCAGCGCCAUGGCGCGCGAGGUGGAGGAGGCGUUAGUCAUGCUGUACGGAGAGGAGUACGGCAUUGAGGCGUCACCGGGCCAACUGCUGUACGGCUUCCUGGUAAAGGCGCCCAACCGCCAGCUCGGCGUGUUCGUACUCACGCCGCUGGGCAGUGUCAUGCCGCAGACGACGGCGGCGGCGGCGGCGCGGCCGGCGGCGGGGCCGGCGGCGGCGGCUGGGGCGGGCGAUGAUGAUGACCUGGUGGCGGAGUUGCUGGUUCCCAACGGCGGCGGUGGCGUCGGCGGCGGCGCUGGGAUGGAGCGCUGCCUCGUGCCUGUGUCCUCCUUGUGGCCCGUGACGGCCCGGGGGGCGGCCAUGGCGAGGGAGGCGCCGAACCGCACCCUGUGCGACGACGACCUGGCCUACGCCAUCGCGCUCACCGAGGAGUGCGGCCCCAACGCGCUGCUGCUGUCCGCCGACCCCGCCGUCCUGACGGUCACGCGGCUGCUGCUGCGGCGGCUGGUGGACUUGGCGCCGCUGCGGGCGGCGGCGGAGGCACACGACAGGGCCGACCGGAGGCACGAGGAGGUUGCGGCGGCCCUGGCUGCCCGGCAGGCCGAGCUCAGGGACACACUCGUGCGCGACCCCACCACACACCAGCUCCGUUUCGCGACAGCCGCAGACCGGGCCCGGAUCGAGGGCGAGAUAGACAGACUGGAGAAGCAGGAGGAGCGGCUGCUGGCCCUGCGCCGGGACGCUGCCAUGCCGGCGGAGCGGCGGCGGGACAUGGCCAGGCUGGAGCAGGAGGUGGCGCAGGCGCUGGACGCGCUCCGCCAAGAGCUGGGGGCCUCCAGGCAGCGGAGGGAGCGCAUCGAGCGGAGAGCGGCGGCAGCGGCGGCGGCGGCGGCUGCGGCAGGAGGCAUGGCGGCGGCUGGCCGCGACCCCCGGCAGCAGCAGCAGUACCGGCAGCAGCAGCAGCCACUGCAGUACGACUGGCAGCAGCAGCAGCAGCGGCGGCAGUACGACAACUAUGACGGGCGGUACGGCGACGGCGACGGCGACGGCGACAUCGAUGCGGCGCCGUACUCGGAGGAUGCCGACGGCGACGACGACGGCGACGGCGAUGGGUACGAGCGAAACGGGUACGUCAGCGAGGGUUACGGCGGCGGCGGCGAGAAGGAGGGCCGCGGGUACGGCGGCCGCAAUGGCGGCCGCGAUGGUGGCGGCGGCGGCGGCGGUUGCGGUGGCGAUCCGCGACUUGACCAGCGACGCCAGGACAGCAGCGGUUGGCAGCAGGCGCCGCCACAGCAGCAGCCAUUGCCGUACACAGGGCCGCAGCAACCUUUCAUGCAAACCGGCCAACCAUCAGUGUACGGCGGCGGCGGCGGCCAGCCGCAUCCGGCGGCGGCAGUGGCAGCGUCGGCGGCGGCGGGCGGGGGCGUGGAGCUGGCGGGGGGCGGGUACGUGCCAGUGAUGUCGCUUCACCAAGUCACAGGCCCACCGCCGCAGCAGCCACAGCAGCCGCAGCCAUAUGUGACGAUGAUGGGUCCGCCGACCGCUCACGGGCCGCAGCACGCGCCGCACGUGCAGCAGCAGCCACAGCAGGCACAGCAGGCACACACGCACGCCCCGUACAUCCACGUUCCACAGCACAACGCAUAUCCACACCGCCCUCAACCAUACCCGCACCCGCACCCGCAUCCGCACACCGGCCCGCCUCCUCACCCAGCAUACCCUCUGCAGCCGUCGCCCUUCGCCACCGCAGCGGCAGCGGCAUCCGCAGGGGCAGCAGGGGCACCCGCGGCGGCAGGUGCAGGUCGAUGGGCAGGGGCAGGCGGAGGGGCAGCAGCAGGGGCAGCGGCAGCGGUAGCGCCAGCAGCGGCACCGCCGGAGCAGGGUGGGCCGACUGGGCCGGCGCCGCUGCCGGUGCCGCUGCCCCCACACCUGCGGCCUCGCCACUUCUCAGCACUGCAGCUGCGGUAUGUGGAUGUGCGGGUGGCGCUGCUGCGACUGCUGGACGACCGCGGCGCGAUCAACCCCACCACCACCGAGGUGGUGGAGGGGGCGCUGGCGGCGGGCGGGCCGCAGCUGGCGGCCAGGACGGCAGGCAUGGAGGCGGCGGUGGAGGCCGCCGCCGCCGCCCUGCAGGCUGCGGGCGAGCGCCUGCCCUCCGACAUAGACGUCAUCCAGCACUACCUGGCACUGCUGCAGCAGCCGCUACAGCCGCUACAGCCGCUACAGCCGCUUGAGGCUUGGUCGGGGCCGGGGGCGGGGGCGAGGCCGGGGCCGGGGGCGGGGGCGGGGCCAGGCGCGGCGCCAGCGGCAUCAGCACCAGCGGCAGCCGGGCCGGCGUGGCGUGGCGGUUUGGAGAUCCGGGGAACGGACCGUACCGUCACCACGCUCCUCAGCUCUGCUGUACUCUGGGCGUCACCGCUGGAUAGCGCUGCUACUGCCGGCGGCACCGGCGGCAGCAGCGCUGCUACUGCCGGCACGGGCGUGGGCGCGGUGGCGAGCCUGUCCGCGCUGGCAGCGCUGAAGAAGAUUGCCAUCUUUGAGCAGAGCGCCAAACACAACCCGCGCGCUCGUGUGUGCGACAUGGACGCCUACCUGGGCUACGCCUACCGGGUGCCGCAGCUGGGGCUGCUGGAGUUCGAGCAGCGGUCCGAGAUGGACAGGCUUGUGGACUUCGGAACCAAGGUGGGCUGGUUCGCACCCGCCGCCGCCACAGCCGACGCCGCCGCCGCCGCAGCCGUACCGGCGGGUGACACGCCCUCCAGCCCGUCGCACAGCCCGCUCAAGAGCUCCGGCGGCAGCAGCGCGCUUGCCGCCGGGCUGCUGCCGAGCCCCAGCGGCGGCGCGGGCGGCGGCGGCUUCGGCGGCGGCGGCGGCGGCAACAUGCGUGUGGGCGAGUUCUCGGUGCGGGUGCAUGCGCAGAGCGGCGGCGUCCUCGCUGGCUACUCGCUGACCAUGUACCUGCUAGCGGCCUCCAACACAUGGGCGUGCCAGCGCCUGGCGCCCUGCCUGCCCGACCCCCAGCGCAGCCGCUUCCUGGCCGGCGAGGCGCUGCUGGUGCUCGUGUCGCUGGAGCCGCCGGGGCUCAGCAGCAGGGGCAGCGGCAGCUUCGGCGCCGCCGGUGGCGCCGGCGGCGCAAGUGGCGGCGGCGGCGGUGCCGGCGGUACCGGUGUCCCGCUUGUCGGGAGGGGCAGUGGGUCUGUGGCGGCGGCAGCGGCGGUGGCAGCGGGGGCGGCGGCGGCGGCGGGGGCAGGAGCAGGAGUGGCGGGCGCGGAAGCGGACGGGGCGCCGUUGCGGCAUCGGCGACGGAGAAGCAGCAGCGGCACCGCGGCCGCGUCGGCAGCCACUGCAGCUGAGGCUGCCGCAACUGCGGCUGCUGGUUCUACUGUUGCUUUUGCUGCCGCUGCUCCUACUGCUGCUGCUACUGCUGCCGCUGCUACUGCUGCCGCAGCGACGGGGGGUGCCGCUGGUGCUUCUGCCAUCGGCACCGCCGCCGUUGCAGAUGUCGCAGCGGGCACCAGCGGUGCGACGGCGCUCCAAAGCGGCACCCGCGAACAGAGCGGCACCCGUGAACAGAGCGGCACCCGCGAACAGAGCGGCACUGGCGAGCAAAGCGGAACAGGCGAACAAAGCGGCACCGGCGCUGCUGGCGCUGCCAACGGGGCGGGCGGUGCCGGUCCCGGUGCGGGCGACAUAAGCGCGGCUCCUACCGCUGUGUCAGGCGCCGCCGCACCGGCACCCGACUCGGCAGUAGCAGCAGCCAGUGCACCGGCAGUAGCACCAGCAGCCGCAGCCGCAGCAGCAGCAUUGCCUGGGCUGGCAGUAGCAGAAGACGGUGUGUCGGCGUCGUGCGACGGCCCCUGCCGUGACGACGUCAGAGGCGGUGUGGGCGGCGGCUCUGGGGGCGCAAAGGCGGCAGCCGAGGCAGCAGCCGAGGCAGCAGCUCCGGCGGCAAUCCCGCCAUCAGCGAUGGAGGGACAGGUGGCAGUAGCCAUGGCAGUAGCCACGGCAGAGGCCACGGCAGUAGCUCGAGUAAAAGCCACGGCAGGGGCCCACACUGCAGCGCCAGCAGACGCGCCGCUGAAGCACACAGGAGGUGAGGCGGCGGCAGGGACACCCGCCCCAACAGCGGCCUCCAAGGCGGAUGCGGCGGCGGCGGCGGCGGCACCAGAGCACACGGCGGUGCCAGCGGCUGGUGGCGGAGCCAAGCCCGUGUCAGCAGAUGCACAGGCUGUAGCAGCAUCUGGAGCUACUGCUGCUGCUGCUGCUACUGCCAGUGCCACUGCUGCUGCCGCUACAGGCUCGGACGUGGCCCAUGCCGCUCCUCUGCCGCUCAUGGCGCCGCCAACCCCGCAAGCCAUGGACCCUGCCUCACCCACGGCGGCGGCAGCGGCGGCGGCAGCGGCUGUAGCAGGCGGCACGGCGGCGUUCCUAGGCCCAAUGGCGGCUGUAGCAAGCACGGCAGCGGCGCCCCGGGGGCCCACCGCGGCUGUAGCAGCUCUUCUGUCGGGUGCGGUGCCGGUGUUGCGCCAAGAUCAGGAGGGCCUAGAGGCGGCUGAGGCGGCUUCGGCGUUCAGUGCUAGCCCUGCGGAAGCGGCUGCUUCAGCCGUGGCGCCUGCGAAGGCGGCUGGAGCUGAUGCCCUGGCUGCCGUUGCUCCUGCUGGUGCUGGUGCUGGUGCUGGCGCUGGUGCUGGUGCUGGUGCUGGUGCUGAUGCUGAUGCUGGUGCUGCUGCUGGUGCUGGCGCCGCGACCCCGGCGCAAUGCGGCCAUGUUGAAGCAACGGAGCUGCCGGCGGCCCCAGCCGCCGCCCAAGCCGGUAGCUCGGCCGCCGCCCAAGCCGGUAGCUCGGCCGCCGCGGCCCCGGACACAGCAGCACUGGGCGCGGCGGCGUCUCCACGAGCGGGCGCCGCUGCUUGUGCCCUGGCGGAGGCUGCUGUCGGCGACGCAGCAGCGCCCGCGCGAGGCGACGCCGGAGCUGCUGGCGACGCCGCUGUAGGGCCUGCCGCCGCCGCGGGCGACGGCGUCGACCCACAUCUUGCCGACCUGGCUGGGGACUCGGCAGACAUGGACAUUGACACAGAAGCAGGCACGGACGUGGACGCGGACUUGAGCCCCCAGAAGGACUUGAGCCCCCAAAAGGACUUGAGCCCCCAGAAGGACUUGAGCCCCCAGAAGGACUUGAGCCCCCAGAAGGACUUGAGCCCCCAGAAGGACUUGAGCCCCCAGACGGAGUUGGAAUCGGCUUCUGGGCGGGCGGAGCCGACCGCAGGGGCCGCACGAGAUCUGACUCCGGCUCCGGCGUUGGGUCCAGCGGCAGAAGAAGCGGCAACCACGGCAGCUGCGUCGGGUGCGCCACCCCUGCCGCAGUCAGAGCAACCGUCGCAGCAGCCACCCCUGCCGCAGUCACAGCCGUCGCCGCUGCCGCCCCUGCCACAGUCGCAGCAAUCGUCGCAGCAGCCACCCCUGCCGCAGUCAGAGCAGCCGUCGCCGCUGCCGCCCCUGCCGCAGUCGCAACAAGAGUCGUCGCAGCCACCCCUGCCGCAGUCACAGCAGCCGUCGCCGCUGCCGCCCCUGCCACAGUCGCAGCAAUCGUCGCAGCAGCCACCCCUGUCGCAGUCAGAGCAGCCGUCGCCGCUGCCACCCCUGCCGCAGUCACAGCAGCGCUCGCCGCUGCCACCCCUACCGCAGUCGCAACAAGAGUCGCCGCUACCACCCCUGCCGCAACAACAGCAGGCGUCGCCGCAGCCACCCCUGCCGCAGUCGCAACAAGAGUCGUCGCAGCCAUCCCUGCCCCAAGAGCAGCAGUCGCAGCAUGCGCUGCCGCCUCCGCAACAGCACCAACAUCAGCAUCAACAGCUGCAACAGCACCAACAGCAGCAGCAGCCUCAGCAGCAGCAGCAGCAGCAACAGCAGCAACAACAGCAGCCGUACCCCCAGCAGCAAGAGCACAUGCAGGCGUCUCGGCUUCCGCCUCAGUACCAGCCGCAAUACCCACCGCAGCAGCUGCAGAAGCCGCAGCAGCCGCAGCAGCCGCAAUACCCACCGCAGCAGCCGCAGAUGCAUCUGCAGCAGCCGCAGCAGCCGCAUUACCCACCGCAGCAGCCGCAGCACCAACCGCAGCAGCAGCAGCAGCGGCAGCCGCCGUGGCUGUCGGGUGUGGAGUCGAUGCCGCAAGGGUUCCUGCAGCUGGGCUCUGACGGGGUAGACGUGGGCGCUGCGGCGGGGCCGGGCGCGCCAUGGCAGCCACCCCAACAACACCAACAACCCCAGCCCCAACAACCCCAACAACCCCAACAACACCAGCCCCUGCCCCAGUACCAAUCCCAGGCGCAUCCGGCGUGGGGCGCGCCGCCUGCUGGAUACCAUCAGCAGCAGCAGCAGCAGCAGCAGCAGCAACAACAGGGACCGCAGCUCCUGCCCAUGGUGGCCGGCGGGCCGCCGCCGCCUCAGCCGCACGGCCCGCGGGUGCUCCUGCAGCACCCACCACCGGUAGGGCCACCUCAGGGCGCGGUGCUGCUCACGGCCGGCUACUACCCACCACAGCCACAGCUACAGCUACAGCCACAGCUACAACCACAACCAGAGCUACAGCCACAGCCACAGCCACAGCCGCAGCCACAUGCCGACCCGUACGCGGCAUGGCACGCCGCAGCGCCCUACGGCUUUUUCCUGCCACCGCAGCAGUACCAGCACCAGCCGCCGCCGCCCCUGCAGCCGCAGCAACACCCGCCGCCGCAGCCGCCGCCGCAGCAGCAGCCGCUGCAGCAGCAGCAGGUACAGGUGCAAGGCCAGCCGCCGGAGUACAACCCCUGGCCACCGGCCUACUCCUCCUACCCCCCAGGCAGCUCGACGUGCCCGCCCUACGCCGAGCCACCGCCGCAACAACCGCAGCCACAGCCGCAGCAGCUGCAAUACGGAGCAGCCGGCCCGUACGCCCCCACCCCACACCUGCCGUACCAGCCGCCGCCGCAGGCGCCCGCCCACACCGCCGCACCGGCACAGGGCUACGGUGGCGGCGCGCCGUACGGCGGUUACGGCAACGGCUACGGCGGUUACGGUGGCGGGUACGGGAGCUAAGCUUGGUAGCGUUCCCAGGCCGGCACUGGCUGGGCGUCGUGACUAAUGCAGGAUUCGUACGCCUGGUACGUCGGCGUACGGGCGUACGGCGGCGGGCCAGGGCCGCUGUAGCAGCUGGCGGGAGCUGCAGCAGCAUGGCGGGAGCUGCUGCCGCCGCAGCUGGGGGAAGCUGCCGGGCAUUGGCGUCGGAGCUGCGGGCAUGGCAGCUAGGGGAAGCUGCCGGGCAUUUGCGUCGGUGCUGCUGCCGCAGCAGCUGGGGCAGCAGCCAGGCGGCGGCGGCGGCAGCCGCUGGAGUUGCAGGCAUGGCAGCCGGCGGCGGCGGGCAUGGCAGGUAGGGGAGGCUGCGAAACCUCGGCGCCGGAGCCCCGGGCAUGGCAGCCGGCGGCGGCGGGCAGCCCCUGGAGUUGCAGGCAUGGCAGCCAGGCGGCGGCGGCGGCAGCCUCUGGAGCGAGCAUGCGCCCGUGCAGGGCAGGCAGCAGGCGGGCAGCCAGGCUCAUGCAUCAGGGCAAUGCGAUUCCGUGGCAUUAGCGUUGCACGGUAUGUGGCGGCCGCGGCCUGGGGCGAGCACCGGCGCUAGGGGUCCUUGCCUUGCCGAUGCUGCCUUAUGGCGGUCGAUGAACCAGGUUGUGCCGCGUAGCCUGCUGCAUUGCGACAGAGCAGUCCGUCGCAAGCAAAGCAGCAAUAAAAUUGCGCGUGUGCGGCUUGGACGUGGCAGCCACGAUGUGAGCAGAGCGUUUGUACAGUGUGUGAGACUACGAGUUGUGGCAGUAAUGUUCGUGGCUACAUGCCGCAUGCGGCUCUCCUAUGGCUGAGCUUUGGGAAGGCAACACGCCCCGCCGGUAGGCUGCGCAGGCCUACGUUGUCAGGCUAUGACGAAUGCAGACACGGCACGCACGGCUGACCUGCCGAGCAGUGCCAUGUGCGCGUGCUUCGGUAACGCGUUCCUUGCGCCUGCCUAAGGCUCACGUGUUGCAACAUUCAAGCCUAGCGGCGCUAGCUGUGCGGCAGGCGAGCCGGUGAUGCGCAUGGUGUCUAUCGCCGACAGCGCACUUUACUAGUUACUGUACUUGGCUAUAGAACAGGUGAAGAUUGCUUUGCGCGGGCGCUGUAAGGAAGCAAAGUAGACCUCACAACUUGAGGAAGGAAUUCCUGCUGCAAGAGUUGAUGUACAAAAGGACGGCGCAUCUACGUGUGGGCACUGGGGCAAGAUUGGCUAGGGUGCUGACAGGCGGCACAUCACGGUGGUAGGGAUACAGAUUACAAUAGAUAAAGCAAUAGGGUAUGUUUCUCAAGGGUUGUACGUGAUCCUUAAGGGAAGAUAAAUUAAAGAGGCCAUUUACGGCUCGAUUGCGCGUGGCUGGGGGCGGCAUGGGGUGAUGGACAAUGCGCUCGUGCAGGGGUGCAUCACCCCUGCGCUCGUGCGCCAAGUCGUGUCUCCUCGCAGCACGGCUGACAGUGUUAGGAAAUGAACUGUAGUCUUCGGUCGUGUGGGCAGUUAGACAUUCGACUGGGUGCGUAACUAGGACAGGCGCAGGGCAGGCGCUGCGCUCUGGCACAAGCUUGAGGAGGCUGGGGUUUCGUGUCGAUGGUAACGAGGCGUGGAGCGCGAAGUUUGGAGUUCCUGGGCUCUGCGGGGACUAAGCUCGGCUCAGAGUAAAGCUCCGGUCAAGUGGGUAUUAUUAAAGCUCGGGGUUCCGCUGCAAUGCAGCUCUCGAAAGGGCCAUUGUGUCCCAUGGGUCCCAUGCAUUGUCCUAGCUGUAAGCUUUGUCUCCA
Molecule: messenger RNA, 9956 nt
Organism: Chlamydomonas reinhardtii
Lineage: Eukaryota; Viridiplantae; Chlorophyta; Chlorophyceae; Chlamydomonadales; Chlamydomonadaceae
Exons: 12
Coding region: 240-8183 (2647 amino acids)
Biological process (GO): oxidative demethylation; positive regulation of transcription by RNA polymerase II
Cellular component (GO): nucleus
Molecular function (GO): DNA 5-methylcytosine dioxygenase activity
Source: RefSeq, a predicted model, not a curated record